GCAGCUGUCGAUGAGGUGGUAUAGCAGACGACAACGAUUCGCGCUUCCGUUUCCACGUCUGAUUAUUCCAUUGGACAAGCGUCAUUUGAUGUUUUCUCCGUUUAUCUCACUUUAAAAAGAAUGUCAACAGAAAUGAUGACACAUAAAUAACUUUUAAAACAAUAAACAUUAUAAAUAAGAAAGUUUCCGUCGAAUUUAGUUGAAUCUCACAUGUACUUUCUGCUGCGACGCAUACGGUUUGUGGCGGCAUCGAACUACAGAGCUGAAAGUGGAGUUAUGGAAAGUUGACAUGAAACGUACGGUUCAUGUUGUGUGGCUUGUUGUUCUAUAUUGUAACCACCUCUCUGAAUGUAAAAUUCAUCUUUUUAAAAGAUUGGAUGAUCCUUACUUAAAUAAGUAUGGCCGCUUUAGCGAAAAGGAAAGGCUGGAAAUGGUUGACGAAGCAAAAAAGAUGUUUUACUUUGGAUAUGACAGUUACAUCAAAUAUGCUUUUCCUCUGGACGAACUAGACCCUAUCCACUGCACAGGACGUGGCCCAGAUUAUGACAAUCCGAGUAACAUUAACAUCAACGAUGUCCUUGGGGACUAUUCACUUACACUUGUUGAGACCCUGGACACUCUUGCGGUAAUGGGCAAUGCCAGCGAGUUUAGAAGAGCAGUUCAGCUUGUUAUUGACAAUGUCCACUUUAACAAGAAAUCUGUGGUGCAAGUGUUUGAGGCCACAAUAAGAGUUUUGGGAUCUCUGCUGUCGGCUCACCUUAUCAUCACCGAUCCUCAACAACCUUUUGGUGACAUGACUGUACCAGACUAUAACGGUGAACUGCUGUCACUUGCCCAUGACCUGGCCACUCGUCUGCUGCCUGCAUUUGAGAACACAGCUACAGGGAUUCCCUUUCCAAGGGUUAACCUUUCUAGCAGUGUUCCUUCUGACUGCAUUAACGAAACUUGUACUGCUGGAGCUGGGACACUGCUUCUGGAAUUUGGUGUCUUGUCCCAUUUGCUUGGAGAUCCUGUCUAUGAAUUCUAUGCACGACGGGCUGUCCAGAUGCUGUACAAAUUUCGAUCAAAAGUCACUGGUUUGCUAGGUAAUGUUAUCAACAUCCAGACAGGGGAGUGGGCUGGCAAGAUGAGUGGUCUAGGAGCUGGCAUUGACUCCUUCUAUGAAUAUCUUCUCAAGGCAUAUGUACUUUUUGGGGAAGAGCAAGAUUUGAAGAUGUUUAACGAUUCUUAUGAGACAAUCAAGUUUCACAUGAGGAAAGGACGAGAACACUGCAAUCUUGGUGAUGGAAAUCCACCCAUUUACGUCAAUGUGAACAUGAUGACAGGCGAAAUGGCUAACACUUGGAUUGAUGCCCUGCAGGCUGCUUGGCCAAGUGUACAGGUGUUAGCUGGUGAUAUUGAAGAAGCCAUUUGUCUUCAUGCUCUGUAUUAUUCCAUCUGGAAAAAAUAUGGUGCUCUGCCUGAGCGUUACAACUGGGAUCUUAAAAUGCCAGAUGUUCGCUUUUAUCCACUCAGACCAGAGCUGGUUGAAUCCACAUACUUUCUGUAUCAAGCAACACACAACCCCUUUUAUCUUCAUGUUGGCCGUGAUAUACUCAACAGUAUUGCAACACAUGCAAAAGCACAGUGUGGUUAUGGCACUCUGCAUGACGUCUUCACAAAGGAGCUGGAGGAUCGGAUGGAGAGCUUUUUCCUUAGCGAGACUUGCAAAUAUUUAUACCUGCUGUUUGAUAAAGACAACCAUGUCAACAAGGCAUUCUCACGCUACCUCUUCACAACAGAAGGCCAUUUGUUGCCCAUUGGCCGCAGAUGGCGUCAUAAACCGUGGGAAGAAGUGGGAAGCAAGCCAGUAAAAGCAGCUGCCAGUGUGGUGGAUGUAAGAGUGAAUAUCUCCAUAUGUGACACUGUUUCCUCAGACAGCCGCUACCUGCUGCCCAUGAAGAGCAAAUACAUGGCUCAGAUGGAGAAUGCAGUUGGCCUCAACUGAACUUUAUCAAGAUUUGCGCUUCCAUUCACUGCAGUGCCCAGGUGACCUUCCAGGUUUUGGCUGGUCUUGCUCACAUGAGCAACAAUAUACGUUUCACAUGCUUGCUCACUCGUUACACUUGGUCAGCUGACAAAACAAUCUUUAGGCUUCCUUUCUCCAUGCAGCUAAUUCUUUGAAAGCAUCUCAGGAAGCAUAACUCUUUUUUUUGGGGAUGCAAUCAUUGCCAUUGUGUAUUGUAUUCAAAGAAGGAAAGGGAACAGUCAUCAAAUAUUUUUUUUCUAAAACUGUUGAUAUAUGCAAUAAAAUUUAUUGACGUGAUCAGGGAUGGAUGAAAAGGGGGUGGCAGAGAAGGAUGAAGAUAAGCUUGAGACUCUGGUAGACAAGUGGAGACUUUCUGGGCAGAGUGAAUUGUAAGAAGGAAUGUGCUUGCUUGCUGUAGGUGUCUUGCCACAAUGAUGAGAAGGUAUGCAGUUAUAAAAAAAAAAUUAGGCAGUGAAAAUGCUAUGGUGGUUGUAUCUAUAAAUACCUCAGUAACCUUUGUAUUUAUUUUGGUUGUAGUUGGGUCCUCUGUAUGUGUGUGUGCUUUUGUGCAUUAGCAUGUGCACACUAACAUACAUAAAAUUAUGUAGAUAUGAUAAUGUGUCUAUGAACAUAUAUAGAUCUUUAUAUAAGUGUACAUUUGUAUGUUAAACACAUAUACCUGCCUAUACUCUGUUUUAGAAAAUUCAUUAUUCUGGAAAAAAAGGAAGAAAAUAUUUUUUGUAAGUGUAAAUUUAAAAAAAGAACCCAAACCCCCAAAAGUUGAAAAUAUUUAGAAAGACCAUUUUUUUAAUUCAGCAUCAGUAUUGAAAGUGAUUUUUUUUUAAAAAUUGGUUCUUCUUUAAUGUUAUUAUGAGAGUGAGGUACAAGCACUAUUGUCUCGGCUUUCUUAUUUAUUGUAUUGUUCUCAUUUUAAUGUGCAGAUUACAUUGCAGUAUGGCAGACAUUUGUAGCAAAGAACAUGUAAGACAAGCUGGCAUUCAUAUAAUGUAUGGGGUUUUCUCAUUUAUUAAAUUCUAUAACAGGUUACAUGUUUUCACCUAAACCCAUUUCAGUCUUUCUGACCUUGUCUUUUUCUAGAUUUCUGAUUAGUGAAGAUACAUGCAUUAUGAGACUUUUCUUGCCUUCAGAACUGCUUGAAAUUUUUGUUGGAGCUGUUAUUGCAGAAUUUCAUACAAUUAUUUUUGGAAAAGAUACUUUAUUAGAUUUGAGGGCUGUCUUUAAAGCCAGGAUAGUCUUGGUUUAGAUCAUGUCCAUGGCAAACUGUAUUUCUGCUGAUUGUGAUGGCUGUUUACAGGACUGAGCUAGCUUGCCCUUAAAAAGCGUUGGUUAUAGAUCCAACAUACAAUGCUGGCAUUUUGCUGGUGGAAUAAGAAAACCAGAAUGUAAAAAUCAUAAGAAUAUGAUGUUUGUUAACAUAUGCAUUUCUCAUGAGUGUGCACACGUCCAAAUCUAGAAGCUAGGUCAGUGAACUGAUAAAAAGGUCUGUACAAUAGAAGAAAAUUAUAUGCUUCCUGUCUUGAAACUUGGCACAGUCUUCCUUUUAUUGUGGAUUUUCUUCUAUGGCAAAAUGUUUACAUGUUGUACACAUGUUUUUUAAAGCACAUGGGGAAACUGCUAUAUUUUUGCCAUGAUUGCCUAAUAAAAUAUUUCGAGUCACAGUUUGAUGUGUUUGGAUAGUCCAAGAAAUGGGCCAGUGGUGUCAUUAACCAUUUAUUAUACUGCUUUUGUGCCUAAUGAUAAUCUAAUGCUUGUUUUGUAAGAAAUCUUAAAGCAAAGGACUGAAUUUUUGUCUCUUUAUCUAGAUGAAAUGGCUGCUUUUGUUUUUCCUCCAUGUCAUUCAAAAUGGCUUAAAUAGCAUUAAAAUAAAUUUUAAAUAAGGCUGAUUUUUUUUUUUUUUUUUUUUUUUUUGAUGACUAUAACGAUACUGAGUCAUGUUAUUAAGGGGGGAGAUUGGUGUUUUACUCUGAGCCAGCAACUAAGGCUAUAUUACAGCAAGGUAGCCAGCGCUGUAAACAGAUGCCAAAUGCAGAGAAAGAACAGUGUGCCUGAGAUGAGAGCUGAACCGCGGAUAGCCAGCCCUCGCUGUAUUUGUGACAGGUGCUAACGGUUGCACUACGGACCACCCUGAGUCUUGUUAUCAGACUUUUGUAGAUUGUGCAUAUUGUCUUUCACAUUGUUGGUCACCAAUAUAGUCAGGGUUGGUUGUACUGGGUUCAGCUCUCAUCUCAGGCACGCUGUUCUUUCUCUGCAUAAUACAUCUGUUUACAGGGCUGGCUGCCUUGCCGUGAUAUAGCCUUAGUUGCUGGCUCAGCAUUUAACACUAAUUCCUCUUCCCCUUCGCUCACAUUGUUCCAGAUGAUUAUUUACUGGUCUGAGCAGAGAGUGCGAUUUAUCUUGGUUGUGGUGCUGUGCAUUAUAAAUACCCAUUAUUAGUAGUAGUAUUUUCUCAAAAUGAAAUGGUAUUCUUGCCUUUCUGGUAAUGUCACAAAGACUUUUUUUCAGAAUAGUCUUUAGUCUGUAGUGAUUCUUUCUUUGUGAACUUCUUUUGACAUUCCAUUAAUUCAACAUUCUUUCAGAAAAGAAUCGAAACUUGAACUGAAUAAAAUCAGCAAUGUUUGAAAUUUAUUUCUUUUUCGGCAACUUAAACCUCUUAUGGUAGUUAGAUUGCAUGUGGGCUUUCCUUUGUGCCAUAGUUUAAAAAAAAAAGGAUUCCAAAUUCCAAAGGAUAAUACCUUCUCUUUUGCCCGUAUUAUGCAUUCUCUCUGUAUCUUGGUGGUUUUUUUUUUUUUUGACGUUUUUAAAUGGUCAGAACUAGAAAAUAUGGAAAAUAUGCAUUACAUUUGUCUUUAAUGCAGCUCAUAAAUUAGUAUUGCAACAAAUUUAAUUAUUACUUUGUUGUUAUUUUGAGCUUAAACCUGAUCAAAAUUACAUCAAAAUCAUUUUUUCAUAGCUGCCAGGAUAAGUUUGCUGAUGCACAGUUGAUCCAAAUCUUUGCACAUUGAAGGAUUGCAAGCAGCUGAUGUUGGGCCUAUCAUAGAGGCAUAAACUGAUUCUGUCAGCUUGUGGCAAGCUCUUGCAAACACGCACAAUUUUUAUUUUGGUGAAAGGGAUUAUAGUAUCUAGAAAGAUUUUUGCAUUAUUUAAAUGAAGGAGAAAUAUUUGCUAGAUUUCGUAAGGAACAUUUGAAAUGUAUUAGAGCUUACAGGCAACAAGGAGACUUCCACUGUGUCUUUAUUCAGAAAGGUUUAUGAGACUGGAAUAAAGCAGGUCAUGAGGAUAAUUUCUUUUUUGUGUGAGACAUGCUGGGCAAUGGCUGUUGCUGUUGAUAAUACUGUUGUUGCUGCUACGUAAGCGUUUGCCUUAACCACCAGGACACUUGGACAGUCUCUACUUCUACAGAAUCGAUACUUCUGUGACUAAGAUCACUUCUGCCAGUGUAUCAUCAAUAUUUCUGCUAAUCUUUCCCCCACUGCUGUUACUAUUACUUGGCACUGCCACCACCCUACCAGAAAGGGUUUUCCAGAUCUUUCCAUUCCAAACUUUGUAAAUCUAGGGGUUGAAAGGGCCAUCUGGGCAUGAAUUCUUAUGCAACCUAACUCAGGUCUCCUGCAUGGUAGAUGAGGGUGACAACCAAACUAUUCAUACAGUGCUUCCAACUGUCUUGUAGGUGUGAUCACUGUCUGCAUCCUUUACGGCAUCUAAUUUAGGAUAUUGUCCUGAUAGUUUUCUUUUGAAAUUUUGGUAUGUUGGUGGCCUUUUUGCGCUUCACCACCCCUUUUUUUAUGCUUUAUCCACUCGUUUACAUUUUGUUUAUUUAUUAUGUUGGCUUUUUAAAGAAUGUUAUAGUUAUAUGACUUGGGAAGAUUUAUCCCUAAAAGUGACAAAUUACUUUUGUUGCCGUUAUAUAACUUGCUGGCACAACAAUAAACACAAACAAACAGCAUGAUUUAAAGAUUAUGGUUGGCUCCUUUGAAAAGUUCCAUAACACAAGAGAAGAAACUCAUAAACAUUUGACGAGACUUCUACCCUUUCUGCCAGAUAAUCCAUAAAACGAUGUUGAAGCAUGUGAAAUGUAUUUUAUUAUUGGAUAGAUGACCAAAGGCUGUGCAUACAGACUCAUUGGCCACAGUUUUAGAUGCAAUAUCUCUCACGGAGUGUGUGUCUGUACGUGCACUUGGCAGGUGUGUAUGCACACGAGAGAGAAAGGCAGUGUUUAGGAGAACACUGGUUUGCAUGCAGGUGGUGAGCAAAGGGUGUGGGUGAAUAAAGAUGCAUAAUUAUAAUGUAUAAUGAUCUAGAUGUGUCGGCAUGGAUGUGUGAUAGAGCCAACAAAAAUUCUACUUUAUACACCUUUAACAAAGAAUUUUAAGCAUGUUUCAAUAGUUGUUUGUUACUAAGUUCUUCCAAGAGAGAAAUUUUUACAGAUAGUAAUACUAACAGUUAUGUUGCCUUACAACAUAUAAUGUGAGAAAAGACAGAAGAAAGUAAACAGGCUGAGUUUUAUGUAGAACAAUGGAAGUGCCAAAAUCAUUCCAUGUUAGAAUAUUGGAUCAUAAUGUACAUUAGACUUGCAGUAUGUUGAAAGCCUAGAGACGAUGUGUGUCUGCAUUGGCUUUGGUUUAUUAUUUUUCUUCCCCAUCAUAUAUGAGCUAUUUUUAUGAUAUAUAUGUAUCUAAAAGAAAAGAAAUUCUUCUAUUUAUUUAUUUUCUGUUCUCAGCAUUUUGUUCAACAAGAUUGUUCUGGUAAGGAUGAGCUUCAUGGCAGUUGCAUUGUAACAAUGUUAAUUGCUGUACAGAGAUUAAUGUAAACAUAUCAUAGACAAAUGUAUGUUUGCAAGUCUGUGCUCUUGCAUGAAUAUCUUUGUCCACUUAUAAAAUUUUGGAGAGAUAAUAUGCACAAAUGCUUGAAUACAUUUUUGUCUCUCACAUGUGGAUGCAUACACUUGGCAAAUAUAAAUGUGUCAUGCAACUUUACAGGGCAAAAUUCUUUUACUUGGCUGUAAAAUAAAAUGAAUUACUUGAAAUGAUCAUAACAUGACUAUUUAAAAGUACAUGUAUGUACAUUUCGUAAAUGUCAGAAAUGUUAUUAUUUCUUAAAUAGUUACCUUAUUAAUCACAUUCUUUGAAAAAGCUAGAGGUAUUUUGAAAAGAUUGCUGUUCUGUCAUGACCACACAUCCUUACGGGAAAAUAAACUUUCAUGUCUA
This is a messenger RNA of Pomacea canaliculata, 7233 nucleotides long. RefSeq names its product ER degradation-enhancing alpha-mannosidase-like protein 1. The coding region runs from base 290 to 1987 and encodes 565 amino acids. The record is from RefSeq and is a predicted model, not a curated record. Gene Ontology annotation, cellular component: endoplasmic reticulum; membrane. Gene Ontology annotation, biological process: carbohydrate metabolic process; endoplasmic reticulum mannose trimming; mannose trimming involved in glycoprotein ERAD pathway. NCBI's taxonomy places the organism in Eukaryota, Metazoa, Mollusca, Gastropoda, Architaenioglossa, Ampullariidae. Gene Ontology annotation, molecular function: calcium ion binding; mannosyl-oligosaccharide 1,2-alpha-mannosidase activity. The transcript has 12 exons.